UCAAUCUAAGAUGGCGGACGAGACCGAAGACCUCGAGGAACAAAUUUCAGACGCUCAUCAGAAAAUGGAAGGUGAAGGUGGAGAUGGUGAGGAAGACGUAAAUCAAGGAUGGGCAGAUGCUAUGGCAAGAAUCCUUGAAAAUCAGCUACCAGAGGACAAGCCACCUGUGUUACUUAAAUACAAGAAAAUUGAAAAGAGAAAAGCAGAGAGAAAAGAAGAAUUAGCCUCCAAGAAGCUGAAAAGUCAAGAACGUCAUGCUAUGCUUGAAAAAGACCAUAUUAAACCUGAUGCCUCAACACUGGAUUAUGAAAAGAACUUAAUGAGAAUUGCAACAAGAGGAGUUGUCAAACUGUUCAAUGCAGUCAGUAAACAUCAGAAGGAGAUGGACAAUAAACUAAACUCAGCUCCUACUGAAGCCAAGAAAAUGAAAGUGGAAUCGAUGUCCAAAUCUACCUUUCUUGACAUGCUGAAAAGUAGCUCUGACAAGGGAUGGAAUCAAGAGCAUAAAGAACAGAAAGGAACGGGAAUCGACCUCACCAAUACUGAUGAUACGUCGUCAUGGAGCAUUCUACGGGAUGAUUUCAUGAUGGGCGCCAAAAUGAAAGACUGGAACCGAGAAGAACAAAAAACCAAGAGAAAAGAUAAAAAACUAAUGAACAUUCCUGAUCAUGAACUGGAAACAAGUAACGCUGACUUCAUGGAUGAGUCAGAUGAUGGCAACAACGCGCAGUCGGAUUCAGAGUCAGAUAUGGAUUCGCAAGGAGGCUAGAUCGUGACAUGGCGUGAUAUAGCGUGACAAAAAGUAUCUCAAUACCGCGCUUUUUUAUCAAUUUCGAUUACUUCGAAUGACACUGUCCUGUAACGCAAAGUGACGCUUUGAAGGAAAUGCUGUUAAUAAUGCUAGUUUGCAACUGAAAAAACUCAGUCGAUAUUCUACUUUUGGGAGAUGGAAAUCUAAAAUGGACGCACACGUCCGGUCCCAAAGGUGCCCAGAAGAUGGUUGACUUCCCCUUAAAACAACUCGGCAAAGAGCACAAAGUCCCCUAAAGCAACUCGGCAAAGGGCGCAAAUUCCCCUAAAGCAACUCGGCAAAGAGCGCAAAGUCCCCUAAAGCAACUCGGCAAAGGGCGCAAAGUGCGCGCAGACAACCUAAAAUGGAAUGAAUCCCUUGCCACCGUUGCUGUGGCGUUGCUGAUGUGCUCUCGACAACUGUAUAUUUUAAUGUAAAGGCAAUCAUGAUAUUGAUAUUAUUUAUGACUGGCAACGCGUAAAAGCUGAACGGUCGAUUCUAUGGCCCUCCAGAGCAAGAUUUCCAGUAUCCUUGACAAUCUGUUCUAUUCUAAAUAAACAUGGA
Molecule: messenger RNA, 1354 nt
Organism: Stylophora pistillata
Lineage: Eukaryota; Metazoa; Cnidaria; Anthozoa; Scleractinia; Pocilloporidae
Product: RRP15-like protein
Biological process (GO): maturation of 5.8S rRNA; maturation of LSU-rRNA
Cellular component (GO): preribosome, large subunit precursor
Source: RefSeq, a predicted model, not a curated record